Messenger RNA from Mya arenaria, 1863 nucleotides. RefSeq lists its product as uncharacterized. The coding region runs from base 204 to 1250 and encodes 348 amino acids. The record is from RefSeq and is a predicted model, not a curated record. The transcript has 5 exons. NCBI's taxonomy places the organism in Eukaryota, Metazoa, Mollusca, Bivalvia, Myida, Myidae.
UAUAUCCGAUAAAGACAUACCGCACUCUUAUAAGCUUGUUUAAAUGUGAAAUAAAAUACAUAGGAGAAGGGAUUAAUUUUUUAAUCCAAUAAAUGUACAGCAAUUUAAUAUAUUAAGACAUGAAUAUUUGGAAUAGGCUUUAACACGAGCGAAACUGAGGACUUAUUAUAAUUUAACAUAAGAAGUGCAAAGAACAAGCAGAGAUGGCCAGUAAGCUCAACUGUUGCCAGGGGCUCAUAUUCUUGUUGAUCAUAUGUGCAGUCGGUGUGCAAAUCGUAGGGUUCGUCACUGAAUACUGGCUCGUGGGGUCUGUGGACAACAAUAGCACAGAUACUUAUGUUAGAAACGUGAAUGUUGGAUUGUUCAAAGAAACAAUUGAGUUCAGUAAUGGAACGAUCAUCGAACAAGAUUCUAGCCUGAACGUGAAAGAGGAGCAGUACAUAUAUUUAGCUGUGGCGGGUUGCAGUGCUCUGGUCUGCCUUGUUCUCGUGUUCAAAGCAGUUCAUGUCCUGGUUGGAAUAGCUUCUUUUGUCCUAUUGACGCUUAUGUUUGUUGCCGUGUUUUACACAUUUGAACGUAUGUCUGAUAAAAAGGGUGAGUUAAAAGAGUACAACUCUUCCUGGCCAACGCUUGAAUUCAGCUGGUCCUUUGCUCUUAUGGCUGGGGGACUGAUAUUAAACUUAGUAUCAAGCGCCAUCUUUCUCACAAUAUUGUUGAUAAAAGGGGAAAGAAAAGCAUCUAGAUCCACAAAAGGACUAGGACCCUCAUCUGCCAAAAUGGACAAAGGUAUUUCUGGUGAUAAAGUUCCGAUUAUAAGUGUAAUAUCUCACGAGAAUGAAGCCUUUAACAACGAUGAUGCAUUCGGAAAUGGGAGCAAUUAUGGCAACACAGACACUCAGGAAUAUGAUGUGAUCUCCGGGAAUACUUCAUUGGGAUUUGCCGGGCCAGUUGACGCGGAAAUUGUGCAGGAAAGGAGCAAGGUGGACUCAGAUCCGACUCGACACAAUUACAUGAACGAUGAUGGUGCGUGUGCCAAGGUUAAUAUCAACUCCGACGGAAAAGGCAAAAUGCAAGCCAAUCAGUCGAGUAUAGAAAACGAAGUUGAACCAGAUUUUUAUAACAUUGCAUCACAGCAUACUGACAUAGUUACGGAUCUAGACGCAGACUCAUAUAACGAAAAUGGGCCAUAUGAGAUACUUGAUAUACAAGCUCAUAUUGACGACGAAGACUACACGAGUAUACGACUUUAGUCAAUGUUAUUUUAUAUUUAUAGUUUUUACAUAGUAAUCAGUGACUUCGUAAUUCCGUGAUAUUAGUUCUAGUAAUCUCAAGUUUAACUAUGUGUUAAAGUGUGUGUAAACAUUAUUUUGUUUUUGUUUUUUAAGUCCUAGACAAACUAUAUAAUUGAUACUAUUUUUCUAUCGUUUAGGUUAAUCGUUAAUUCAUAAAUUGUUAACAAUUCUUUUCCACAGUAAAAUUUUAUACAAUCCUUAUAUUAUGACCCAUUGAUAAAUGUGAAAGCCGAAUAUCGGUAACAGUGUCGUUAGAAGUUAUGUUUGAAAAUGAGAAGACACGUCUUAAGAUGCAUAACAAUUGUCAAAAAGAAUUCAGGUAAAUAAAAAUUGGUUUUCAUUUAUUAUAAUAGCUUUAUAUAUAUGCUUGUACCAAAUCUAACAGGUGCAUGUAACAAGGUGCUAAGAUUCAGGUAGUGUGUUCAUUGCGAAACUGUCUUUCCAUUAACAACUUCAAAUGUGUUUAUGAACUCUAUCCUUGAUUUAAGAAAAAGUGAUUUUUUUGAAAAGAAAUUAGUAGUUUAUAAAAACUGUUCAUUUUUGUAAGAGGUAACAGUUGAAAACCAAUAUU